Messenger RNA from Camellia sinensis, 1229 nucleotides. The record is from RefSeq and is a predicted model, not a curated record. NCBI's taxonomy places the organism in Eukaryota, Viridiplantae, Streptophyta, Magnoliopsida, Ericales, Theaceae.
AGGCAGAUGUGUUGUUCAAAAAAUAAAUUAGAGAGAGAGAGAGAGAGAGAGAAUGGCAGUAGCAAGCCCAGCUUUGGCUACAAAAGUUUUUGAAGAGGGAAAGUUGAGUGUGAAAUCUAUGAAAGUGGAGGAAUCAAGUGAAUCAUCAUCACCACCAAAGCCAUUGCUAAUUGUUACACCAACGUUGGAAGGCACAUAUCCUAUAUUGUUGUUUUUCCAUGGAUUCUUGAUACACAACACUGCCUACGAAAAGCUUCUCCAACAUGUAUCUUCCCAUGGAUUCAUAGUCGUCGCUCCUCAGCUUUUCUACUUGAUUAUAACUGGAAAUGAAGAAGUCAAUUUGGCUGGGGAAGUCACAAACUGGUUAGCCACUGGCCUUCAAUCCAUGCUCCCGGAAAAUGUCAAAGCAAAUCUUCUCAACCUAGCCGUUGCCGGCCAUAGUAGAGGUGGAAAGACUGCAUUUGCCCUUGCACUAGGCCAUGCCAAAACCCAACCAUCCCUCAAAAUUUCAGCUUUAAUAGGACUUGACCCUGUUGCCGGUCUAAGCAUAGAUGACCAAAUCGAACCCAAAAUCCUCACCUAUGUACCUCAUUCUUUCGAUUUACCGGUACCGAUCUCAGUUGCUAUCAUCGGUACCGGCUUAGGUCAUGAAAAAAGUAAUGCCAUAGUCCCAGCAUGUGCCCCAAAUGGAGUGAAUCAUUGCGAGUUCUUCACAGAAUGUAAACCGCCAAGUUGGUAUUUUUAUGCCAAGGACUAUGGUCAUGUGGACAUGUUAGAUGAUCCAAAUUUGAUAUUAAGUCUUGCUUGUGUGAGUGGGGAGGGUGACAAGGACCCAUUUAAGAAAUGUUUAGGAGGGGUAUUUGUAGCAUUUUUAAGGGCUUGUUUGGAUGGUGAGAAUGAAGAUCUCAAGUGCAUUGUGGAAGAACCUACUAUUGCUCCUGUAACACUUGAUCCUGUCAUCCACAUUGAAGCAUAAGGUAACGUCCAAGCUCUAAUGAAUUGUUCCACUAUUUAAAAAUAAAGGGCAACUCAAUGCGUAAGAUUCUAAUUAUUCUAAAGUCUGAAAAAAGAUUAAUGUGCCCAGUCUUAUCUCACAUAUGUAGAGAUUGUUCCACUAUCCAAGAAUAAUAAUAAAUAAGUAAAUUGUCCAAUUAUUUAUGUGAUAAUUGUGCUCAAUAUGUAAAUUGUCCAAUUAUUUAUCCCAAUUUGAUAUUAUCAUGUUUUAUGUA